Messenger RNA from Phacochoerus africanus (Common warthog), 1068 nucleotides. RefSeq names its product olfactory receptor 52Z1-like. Lineage: Eukaryota; Metazoa; Chordata; Mammalia; Artiodactyla; Suidae. The record is from RefSeq and is a predicted model, not a curated record. Bases 1 to 1068 code for a protein of 355 amino acids. Gene Ontology annotation, biological process: G protein-coupled receptor signaling pathway. Gene Ontology annotation, molecular function: G protein-coupled receptor activity; olfactory receptor activity. The transcript is spliced from 3 exons. Gene Ontology annotation, cellular component: membrane.
AUGACGCAAAGGAACGCGAAAGAUGGUAUUCGGGCAGGGGGUGAGGUGCCUACGGCCACUUCUGCGUACAAAUCACUCCCCCCAGCCCUUACCACGGGUGGAGACGCAGACGCCGGCCACGUCUCUAUAACCACAUCCAACCACACAUCGGCUCGCCUUACUGCGUUUUUGCUGACUGGGGUCCCAGGGCUCGAAGGCUCCCACAUCUGGCUCUCCAUCCCUUUCGGCGUCAUGUACCUUUUGGCUGUGAUCGGCAACGGCCUGGUGACGGCCCUGGUGGUCUGGGACAGAAGCCUCCACGAGCCCAUGUAUGUCUUCCUGGCCAUGCUGGCACUCAACGAUGCCCUCCUCUGUACUGUCACGGUGCCCAAAAUGCUUCUCAUUUUCUGGCAGGGCCCCUCCCCGUCGACCUUUCCAGCCUGCCUCGCACAGAUGUUUUUUGUUCACGCUCUGUUCCUUUCCGAGUCUGCGGUCCUGCUGGCCAUGGCUGUGGACCGCUGCGUGGCUAUCUGUGCGCCCCUGCAUUAUGCCACUCUCAUCACGGGCUCUCUCAUCGGCAAGGUGGGCCUGGCUCUGGUGGCUCGAAGUGUGGCUGUGGUCACCCCCGGCGUCCUCCUCAUUCUCCGACUGCGCUUCUGCCACAGCAACAUCAUCCGCCACACCUACUGUGAGAACAUGGGCAUUGCCAAGCUGGCCUGCAAUGACAUUGCCCCUAACAGCAUUUACGGGCUCACGGCUGCCCUCCUCACCACGGGCUUGGACUUUGUCCUCAUCUCCCUGUCGUACUGCUUAAUUCUGAGAACAGUCUUCCGACUCCCUUCUAAGGAGGCCAGGACAAAGGCCUUGGGGACCUGCGGAGCUCAUGGAUGUGUCAUCCUGAUAUUCUAUUCUCUGGCUUUCUUUUCCUUCUUUACCCAUCGCUUUGGAAACCACGUACCCAAGCAUACCCUGAUCCUCCUGGCAAACCUCUACUUACUGGUGCCACCCACCAUGAACCCCAUCGUGUAUGGAGCAAAGACAAAACAGAUAAGGAUGCGAGUGCUAGGCCUUUGCAGCCGUGCAGAAUGA